AUGCCGUCUUCGGAAUACACUGCGGCCAGCGGUGGUGCUCUGAAGCUCAAAGGCGGCGGCGUUGACAAGAAAAAGAAAAAGAAGAAGCCAAAGACUACCGAAUCUACAAAACCCUCUGAAGACACGUCCAUCGACGUCGCGAAACGAUCCACUACCGACAAUGACGCGCGCAAGUCACCUUCAGGCACACCUGGCCGCUCAAUCUCGCCCGAGGCCGUAGAAAGAUCGAUACGAGAGGGUGGCGGAAGACAGAAGACGGAGGCUGAAAGGCGACACGAUGAGAUGCGAAGGAAGAGGCUGGAAGAGAGAUUGAAGAAGGAAGGAGUGAAAACACACAAGGAGAAGGUAGAGGAGCUGAACAAGUAUCUGAGUGGACUGAGCGAACACCACGAUAUGCCCAAAAUCGGACCUGGCUAA
This is a messenger RNA of Alternaria burnsii, 417 nucleotides long. Its product is annotated as duf-domain-containing protein. Gene Ontology annotation, cellular component: nucleolus. Lineage: Eukaryota; Fungi; Ascomycota; Dothideomycetes; Pleosporales; Pleosporaceae. The record is from RefSeq and is a predicted model, not a curated record. The transcript has a single exon. Bases 1 to 417 code for a protein of 138 amino acids.